Salvia hispanica is the source of this 637-nucleotide messenger RNA. RefSeq lists its product as uncharacterized. The record is from RefSeq and is a predicted model, not a curated record. NCBI's taxonomy places the organism in Eukaryota, Viridiplantae, Streptophyta, Magnoliopsida, Lamiales, Lamiaceae.
UUCAAAGAAACAAGAAUUUGAAAUAAGAAAAAAGGGUUAUUUUGUUGUUCCGAUGAAAUCGCAAGCAUUGCACAACUUGGAUUCCGAUGAUGAUGAGGAGGAGGAGGAGGAGAGUGGGGAGGCGAAGAAGCCGUGGAUGCUGCGGUCGCAAAGGCAAACAAGCAGUGAUGGAAACUCGAGUUCGAAAAAGAAGCUCUGGAUUUCGCUGACGAGGGAAGAAAUCGAGGAGGAUCUCUACGCUUUCACCGCGGCCAAGCCUUCCCGCCGCCCCAAAAAGUGGCCUAACAAUCUCAAGAAACAACUCGAUCGUGUAUUUCCUGGAUUGUCUUUGGUUGGAGUUUCACCCGACUCUUAUGUCUUGAGGAAGAUCCGGUGUUGAUUUUUGAUACGGCGGUGAGGUAUAGUAUUGGUGCAAACAAGGAUGACAGUGAUGGUGAAUUUAUACAGUACAUUCUUAAUUUCUAAUCUUCAUGACUUAUUUUGGGCCUUAUCCAGAGUUAAGGGUUUAAGAGUUGCUUCACUUUUAUUGGUGACUCUUAUGAUGUCUAAGAUUGAAGCUUUUUUGUUAGACCAUAUUGGCACUCGGCAUUAUUCUUGAACGUUCUCAUCUUAACGUGUUCAUAAUAUAAGUUUGAAA